Messenger RNA from Hordeum vulgare subsp. vulgare (domesticated barley), 1009 nucleotides. RefSeq lists its product as uncharacterized. Bases 169 to 648 code for a protein of 159 amino acids. Gene Ontology annotation, molecular function: sequence-specific DNA binding; DNA-binding transcription factor activity; protein dimerization activity. The transcript has 4 exons. Gene Ontology annotation, cellular component: nucleus. Lineage: Eukaryota; Viridiplantae; Streptophyta; Magnoliopsida; Poales; Poaceae. Gene Ontology annotation, biological process: regulation of DNA-templated transcription. The record is from RefSeq and is a predicted model, not a curated record.
UCUAGCCUUCUCGCCUUUCUCUGUGUUCCAUGCUCUUAAGCUAUAAGCUGCUCCCACCCACAAAUAUGUCUCUGCUGUCUCUCUAGUUAUCUCUCUUGCCUCGCUUCUAUUGGGAGAUUGUGCUGCGGUGUGUGUGGCAUAUAGAAUAGCGAGAGAGGUCGGAGAGAGAUGAUGUCAAGGGAGCGCAAGAAAACGGCAGCUCUACAAGAUAAGCUGCAACUCCUUCGCUCUCUCGCCCACUCCCAUGCUCUGAGCAACACGUCCAUAAUCAUGGACGCCUCCAAGUACAUCAAGGAGCUGAAGCAGAAUGUGGUGAUGCUGAAUCAGGAAAUCGCUUGCGCGGCACAAGACUCGCGCAGCAGGCAGAGCUCCUACCCGACGGUGAACGUUGAAACCCUAGGACACGGGUCGUUCCUCGUUAAUGUGUUGUCAGACAAGAGCUGCCCGGGGCUUCUCGUUUCCAUCCUCGAGGCCUUCGACGAGCUGGGCCUCAGCGUCCUCCAAGCCACGGCCACUUGCGCCGAUACUUUCCGCCUAGAAGCCAUAGGAGGGGAGAACCUGGUGGAGAACGUGGAUGAGCACGUCGUGAAGCAGGCCGUACUGCGCGCCUGCUCCUCGCUGAGCGGCGGCGGCAACAAGCAAACAUAGCGCAAGCUAGCAGACCCUCGCCCUCGACCGUCAAGCAUCUCAAUAACAUAUAAUAUUAGUUAAUCUGGUGAUCUGGUCUAUCAAUUAUCUCUCUCUCUAUCAUAUAGUAUCUCCCUACCAUUCCUUAUUCGUCUACCGGUGGUCGAUGAAUCAUGAGAUGCCUAUUCUCGGUCGAGUAAUGUUGUUAGUCAGGAUGCAUGGUGGGGCAUAAUUGAUAUCAAUAUGACCACGCAUGCAUGAUUAAGGCCUUAAUCAUGUGUGAUGUGAGGUCUGAAAGCUAACAGCUAAACGGAGCCUUGUGUCUCGUACGUAUCAUAUAUGUACUCUUUCUCAAAAAAAAAAUGCAGGAUGUACAUGUCCA